AAACCCGCAGCACCAAGCAGUGAAAACACAAGCAAGCACACACCUUCAUAUGGGCACAUCGAGAGAAAAACACGGCGCUAAAGAUCCACUUGAGUGUGGUGCACUUCAUGCUCUCAGACAGUUUGUUUUAGGAGUGAACAGGUAAUGAUGAAUGAUUCCGAGUAAUAUUUCUGGAGAGCGUUUUCUGAACCUCACACACUUCUUCACCAUCGUGCGUAAUUGUUCGAGAUAAUGAUCAACGACACUCUCACGUUUGGAGAACUGGACACGAAUGUAUCUGAGCAGCUGACUCCUCUCACUCUCAACCGCAACCACAGCGCGCUCCGGCUCGAGUCCAAGUCUCUGGUCACUUCAGCCACGAUGUUCGCCGUGGGAGUGUUGGGGAACCUCAUCGCCAUAGCUGUGCUGUGCAUCUCCAAAAAGGAACAAAAGGAAACGACCUUCUACACUUUGGUGUGUGGGAUGGCCCUCACAGACCUGUUGGGCACAUGCUUCACCAGCCCGGUGGUGAUCGCCACCUACGUAGCCAACCGUUGGCCAGGAGGAGCGCUGCUGUGCCACUUCUUCUCCUUCUCCAUGCUUUUCUUCGGGUCAGCUGGCAUGUCAAUCCUGUGCGCCAUGGCUGUGGAGCGAUAUCUGGCCAUAAACCAUGCGUAUUUCUACUCCCAGCACAUAGACCGGACGAUGGCGCGCUUUGCGCUCCUGAUCGCUUACCUCGCCAACAUUGUACUUUGCAUUAUGCCCAGUUUUGGCUUCGGGCAGCACGUCAGACACUUUCCCGGAACUUGGUGCUUUCUCGACUGGAGGGCGAUGGAUCCACUCGGAGCCUGCUACUCCUUCCUGUACGGCGGCGUGAUGCUCGUGCUAAUCGCAGUGACCGUUUUUUGUAACCUGGCCGUGUGCAGGUCACUGGUGGGGAUGAACCAGAGGACCGGGAUCGUGAGGGCGGAGAUGUGUGAAAAUGGAGGUUCACGGCGCCUCUUCCCGCGGCUGCCGUCGGUCACAUCGGCGGCGGAGAUCCAGAUGUUCUGGCUUCUGAUCUUCAUGACCAUCGUUUUCCUGGUUUGCUCCAUUCCUUUAGUGGUGCGCAUCUUCGUUAACCAGCUCUAUGACCCCGCUUAUAUCUCUGCGGGGGGGAAGCCCGAUUACCGGAGCGACUUGUUGGCGAUCCGCUUCGCUUCGUUCAACCCCAUUUUAGACCCUUGGGUUUACAUUCUGUGUCGGAAGAACCUGCUGCUGAAAGGUUGCGAGAGGCUGAAAAGGACAGUGGUGCGCGUGAGGGACGGUGAGAGGGACAACACCGGCUGGGUGGGAGGUCAACACUCCCCUGCGUCUCUAAACAGCAACGACACCAGUUACGCGUCAUUACGCACGGCCAGCUACAGGAACGACGUGGAGCACCAGGUGCAGCUCAAAAACCAGUCGUUUACAGACUUCACAAUGAGACAGGCGUGGGAGUACGACACCGCCCGCGUCAACUUCCACCCGUUCAGCGUCGAGACGACCGCCAUCCUCGGGUGUGAUGAAGAAGUAGCAGCUGAAACCAAAGACCCGCUGGCGGUCAGGUCUUCUCCAGACCGCAGUCCAACACAAACGCGCCCCGCGCGCGUCAGGAGAGUGGACAUUGUCACGUGCACCAUCAGCACGUCGAGCUCCUGUCAGUCAAUGAAAUACCUUUGAUGGACAUUUGUUCAGUUUAGAAAUAAGUCUGGACGAUGAACUGCUGUGAGUGACGCCUUCUCUGUAGAGACAAAUACAAAUAUAACAUAUAAAUAACUGAGAGACAGUGAGGUAUAAUCUGUGUUAAAACUUAAAAUGUGGGGACAGUUGUAUUGCUUCUAUUAUCUGCCUGGUUUGCUCGCUUUCUUCACAUUUACUCCCUAUGAUUUCAUCUGAUGUGAUUUGAUUUCUUGGGAUAACAGUUUAGGUUACAUUUAGCAUAUUUAUCAUUUAGAUUUAACUUUCAAAACAUUUAAAUUUAGAUGUAUCAGACAGUAUUUAAGUUUACAUAUGUAUGAUUUCAGAAUCACAGAAUGUGAAGAAAGUGAGCUACAGUAAAAAGUAGGAGCAAUAAAACGGUAUGUGUUUUACAUUCAGCACCCAACAGUGAAGAAAGUCUCCACUGUCUCUGUGUCUGAUUUCUUAACACAUAUGGAAAUCCUUUCCAUAUCCUUUCCAUAUGGAAAUCCUUUCCAUAUCAACAGGAAAUUCAAUUCCCCAUGUAUGACUCAACUUAUAUGUUUAUGUUUGCUAUAAACACCAGAAGUUGUACAGUAUCACUGCAAAUGUCACUUGUCACUUUUCUUGAUGGAUAUUGUGUGUCCCAUCUGCAGAGAGUAACACUGUUGUCAACACUGACAUUGGAUGCCUUUUUCCCAAAAUGGAAAUGUAUGUUAAAACCCUAUGGGUACAAAAUAUGUGACACAUAAAAGACUAUAUUAAGAAUCCAUAUGUCAUUUAGAAAACAUAUUUAUCCAAUUGUCUAUGUGUUGUUAGACAGUUUUAUUUCACAUGCUGCUAUUUUUACUCGGUGCCAUUUCAUGAUGCAAGGGAAACUGAAUGUACCUGAAUGUAAAUCUUGUUUUAUA
This is a messenger RNA of Solea solea (common sole), 2588 nucleotides long. It is a transcript of the gene ptger4c, whose product is annotated as prostaglandin E receptor 4 (subtype EP4) c. The transcript is spliced from 2 exons. The record is from RefSeq and is a predicted model, not a curated record. Gene Ontology annotation, molecular function: prostaglandin E receptor activity. Gene Ontology annotation, cellular component: plasma membrane. Gene Ontology annotation, biological process: inflammatory response; cellular response to prostaglandin E stimulus; adenylate cyclase-activating G protein-coupled receptor signaling pathway. Bases 232 to 1680 code for a protein of 482 amino acids. NCBI's taxonomy places the organism in Eukaryota, Metazoa, Chordata, Actinopteri, Pleuronectiformes, Soleidae.